GGACGGUAGGGGGCAGUGAUGAGCUCCUGGGACUACGCGGCGGAAAUACAUUAGAAGAAGAAAGUGGGAGGCGAAUGUAUGACGGAAAUUCACAUAAAGAAACGAAACAGCUGUAUGAUUUUAGCAAACAGUGAGGUUGUGACCCAGGAUGGUUUGCAGUGAAGUGGAGUGGCUUCAAAGACAAGUUCAGCUUCUCUGCUUGGGAUCAGAUUAACAUGAUGCAGCACAGACCGCGUUGCAUGGUUAAAUAGGUUGCCAAGUCAUGAUGCUCUGACACCAUCAAACUGUUAACAGACAUGCCACAGCGCCUUGUAGCACCAGCUGACCAAGUGAGCUUCUCCUUUGUAACCAUACAAUCUGGCCUUCACAACAGACCACUACAGGUGUGAAAGCUCAGCCACAUCACUUUUAUACUAUCAGAAAACAUUUCAUCCUACCAGACACAUUCUCAAAUCAAGCCCCCCCCUUCAUCUAGAGAAUGGUAGAUAACCGCUAUGCCACAGCCCUGGUCAUUGGCUCGGUGCUGAGCCUCCUGGCCACUGUGUACCUCUCUGUGGCAGUGGGAACACAACACUGGUAUCAGUACCGCAGUCUGCCAGUCAAACAUGAGUCAAGCAAUGCCUCGGAGCUGCGUGAAGAGUUCAUCAGCGGAGAGUUUGAUGAGAAGACUUACAGCGACACGAUGUUUCGUUUGAAUGGCACCUUGGGACUGUGGUGGAGGUGUAUCCUGGUGCCAGGACAGUCAUACUGGUUCAAAGAGCCAGAUCCAAAGAUGGAGACCCAGUGUGUCAGUUUCACUCUUCCUCAGCAGUUUGUUCCAAAGUUCAAUGACCCGGGGAAUCAUAACAGCGGAGAAGAUCUGCUGAGGACAUACUUGUGGAGGUGCCAGUUUCUCCUGCCCCUUGUAUCACUGGCUUUGGUUUUCCUCAGCGGCCUCAUUGGUGUUUGUGCCUGCCUGUGCCGUAGCUUCACCCCCACUUUGGGGGUUGGAGUACUUCAUCUACUUGCAGGUCUUUGCUCUCUGGGCACUGUAUGCUGUUUCCUGGCGGGGAUAGACCUGCUCCACCGCAACUCUGCACCACCAGACGGGGUGGAGAGCUCACUGGGCUGGUCCCUCUAUCUUGCCCUCAUCUCCUCCCCACUGCAAAUGAUGGCAGCAGCUUUGUUCCUUUGGGCAGCCAGAAGUCACCGCAAGAACUACACUCGCAUGGCUGCAUACAGGGUAGCCUAAAAGAGACACUAUCCUCUGAACAACAUACCUAAAAACUGCCUAAUCUGAAGACUGUGUUACAUAAAGGUUUGCUGACUACACGGUUUAAAUUUAAUGAAGUGGUAAGACUCUGUAAGACUUACUGAAUUUUUCAUCUCCACCAUAGUAAUGUUUUGAAAUUGUUUCCAAAACGGUUCCUCAGUACCACGGAUCAUUCAGACCUUAAGGCCAAACUAACACAGCAGUUUGCAGCUAAUGACCAUGAGUGCUGUUAAACAGGAGUUGGGGGGGUAUUACACAAAAUUUUGCAGCAGAUAUCCCCUGACUUUUUUUUUUUAACCCCAGUUACCUCUGUCUUACCCAAUAUGUAUAUAUAUAUUUUAAAAAUAUAUUUUCAAGGGCCCUCUCCAGUGACGUCAUGCCUCAUUUAUUUUCAGAACGGCUCCUGAAAUAGUUAAUCCCAGAGAGUGAUGUAUUAUCAGAGACGGUGCGGAGGCGAGACAUUGCACUCACUAGCAAAUGCACUGUUAACUCUGGAAAAAAACAACAAAAAAAAAAACAAGUAGGCCUCAAAAUUCAAACUUAAAUAGGUUUGAUGGGCAAUUUCUCCCACCAGUAAAACCAUGGCUUGUUUUGUUUGAGCAACAUGUUUGAAAUAUAUAGGAUCCUAGCAGCAUUGAUAUGUUUACUCUUAAUAUCACUUUGUUUAUCUGUUUUAAAAUAAUUUUAACAUCUUCUGGAUUAGUCUUCAAAACCCCAGAACUUGAAUGGAUAGCACAGUACACAUAAGCUUCACAAAGCUACAACCAUAUCAAUUCUGUGUUGAAAAUGUUUUUUGCCUUUUCUGUCAACAAUGCAUGCUGUGUAUAUAAAACAGUUAUUCAGUUUGUGUAAAGAAACAAAAUUAUGCCUGUAGUAUGACCAGCUAAUGUUACCUUCAAAUUUGAGGUCUACUAUUGGUAGCAUCUAACUUUGGCAUUCUGGUAUUUUUUCCCCCUAUUUGUUAAUCCUCUAUUUUUAUGGUUCUUUCCACCAUUGAUAGUCUUACCUGUGCACCAGGUAUAACAACCACAGAGGAUUCAGGGAGAGGGAACAGAUGUAACUCAGGUCAAAAUGAUUGAGAGGCAAUGUCCUCAACAAGGCAGCGGCUGCCCACAGCAGACCUCAUGUACAAAGCUAAAGGGAGCUAUUCAUAUUGUGGGCAUAAUUAUUAUGAUAUGAACUGAAUGACAUGCAAUGUUAUAAUCAUACUCCGCACUGUUCUGAAGACAAGUAAAUACACCCCUUUCAUACAGAAAACAGUUCUGCAACACAACGUUAAAUAACUUGGCUGUUAAAAACCAUAGGGCGUAGUCUUUGGUUUACCUGGUAAAAUGGGAGUAACAGCUAAUUUCAGACAGAUUGCACAAGUUAGCCCGAACCUUAAUUAUCCUGCUGCACAUGUGAGAUUCAGUGUGACUAGCGGAGAUAAUCAUACAUCCAUCUCUGGGAUGAACUUCAUGAAGAGUUUUGAAAAUGAUUAAAGUGAUGAAGUCACUGGAGGGGGGCUAAACACUGACAGGUUAUGCAUCAUUUUAUUUCUGUUUCUGUGUCAGUGUGCAGUAUUUGAUUGCCUUUGUCUCUGUUGCCAUUGCUUCAGCCUCUCACCACAUUGUCCUUAUUCCAUUAUAGAUGAUUAAGGUAAUGGAUUGUCACAUUGGCAAAAUCUUAAAAAAAAAAGUUUGUCAGGACAGCUUGCUGUGUUAUUGCAUGAAGACGUUAUGCAGGCCUGCUGAUAAGUUGUUUUUGGGUAAUUAAUUUGUAUAGCCUUUGCGGUGCAUGCCUUUUUUUUUUUUUUUUUUUUUUUUUUUUUUAACUGACAUUUCAGUCAUCUGUAAUUCUUAACUGUGGUAUUUUUUUUUCUCGAUCUGUGGUAUGUGUUGACUAAAUCCCACUCAUUGCAGUGUAACCACUCAUUUGCAAUUGUCAACCAUAUUUAUACAUGCUAAUUUGAAUGUUAAAAAAAUGAUGCUCUAACAAGCCUGUUCUCUUUAUAUUAUAUUUAAAAUCGAGAAGAUAUUACAGACCCAGUUUUUUCUAUGUACUGCCAAUACAUAGAAAAUUUAACUCAUUUUCAUUUAGUUUUUUAAUUACAAACCGUUCAUUCUAACACAGAUAGCAGCUGGCUACAGCUGGUGUAGCCACUGGUCCACCACAGCUAAGGUUAUUUAUAGAGGUGAGCUGUGGAAACAAAUUGACAGCAUCUGACAGCUAAACAUGAUUUUUGUUAAAUGUUUACUUGCAUUGGUGAUGUUUGUGUAAGUAAAACUCAACUGUGGUCAUGAAAAUAAUACUUUGUGGAAUUCACAAAAUCUUUUUUGAUAUGCAAAGCCUCACUAAUCCAUCUCAGUACACUUAAAAUUUACACAGAUAAGUGAAUUAUGGAUUAGGGCUAUUAAGUGAGAGAUUGAAUGAAUGCCAUUGUACUUUUGCAUGAAAGUGUAACCAGUUUUCAGCACCAGUAAAGAGAUUAAAAUGUUCUUUGUUACAUGUCUACACUCAGUGACUUUUGUAGAUGUUUUUGUAUUCCAAAGUACACAGUUCAUAGCUGUUUCUGUAUUAAUAAACCUGACCUUUGCUGAC
Myripristis murdjan (pinecone soldierfish) is the source of this 3832-nucleotide messenger RNA. RefSeq names its product claudin domain containing 1b (gene cldnd1b). Lineage: Eukaryota; Metazoa; Chordata; Actinopteri; Holocentriformes; Holocentridae. The coding region runs from base 479 to 1231 and encodes 250 amino acids. The record is from RefSeq and is a predicted model, not a curated record. Gene Ontology annotation, cellular component: membrane. The transcript is spliced from 5 exons.